GCUCUGGAGAAUAAACAAGAGCGGGGUCGGGAUGAGGCGGUGGAUGAGCCCCGAGCAGCGAGAGGCGGCGACCGAGGCGGUGAUCCGGGCCCGGCGCCGACCCUGAGCGCGGCCCACCCCGCCCUCCCGCGCGUGCGCCCCCGGCCGGGCCGCCCCGAUCCGCGCGCCGCGCACCCCAGCCAUGAACCUGGCCAGUCAGAGCGGCGAGGCCGGCUCCGGCCAGCUGCUCUUCGCCAACUUCAACCAGGACAACACGUCCCUAGCUGUUGGUAGUAAGUCCGGUUAUAAAUUUUUCUCCCUUUCUUCUGUGGAUAAGCUGGAACAGAUCUAUGAAUGCACCGACACAGAAGAUGUGUGCAUCGUAGAGAGACUCUUCUCGAGCAGCCUCGUGGCUAUUGUGAGCCUCAAAGCGCCCAGGAAGCUAAAGGUUUGCCACUUUAAGAAGGGGACCGAGAUCUGCAACUACAGCUACUCCAACACCAUCCUGGCCGUCAAGUUGAACAGGCAGAGGUUGAUCGUGUGCCUGGAGGAGUCUCUGUACAUCCACAACAUCCGGGACAUGAAGGUUCUACACACGAUCAGGGAGACGCCCCCAAAUCCCGCAGGCCUGUGCGCGCUGUCCAUCAGCAACGACAACUGCUACUUGGCGUACCCCGGCAGCGCCACCAUCGGGGAGGUGCAGGUCUUCGACACCAUGAACUUGAGAGCUGCCAACAUGAUCCCAGCUCACGACAGCCCUCUGGCGGCCUUGGCUUUCGACGCAAGUGGUACCAAACUCGCCACAGCCUCGGAGAAGGGGACCGUGAUUCGGGUAUUUUCCAUUCCAGAGGGACAAAAGCUCUUUGAAUUCCGGAGAGGAGUUAAGAGGUGUGUGAGCAUCUGCUCCUUGGCCUUCAGCAUGGACGGCUUGUUCCUCUCCGCAUCCAGCAACACGGAGACUGUGCACAUCUUCAAACUUGAGACUGUGAGAGAAAAGCCUCAGGAGGAGCCCACCACCUGGACCGGGUACUUCGGGAAAGUGCUCAUGGCCUCCACCAGCUACCUGCCCUCUCAGGUGACAGAGAUGUUCAACCAGGGCAGAGCCUUUGCCACCGUCCGCCUGCCCUUCUGCGGCCACAAAAACAUCUGUUCACUGGCGACAAUUCAGAAGAUUCCCCGGUUACUGGUGGGCGCAUCCGACGGGUACCUGUACAUGUACAACCUGGACCCCCAGGAGGGGGGCGAGUGCACCCUGAUGAAGCAGCACAAGCUGGACGGCACUAUGGAGACAACCAACGAGAUCCUCGACUCCGCGUCUCACGACUGCCCCUUGGUGACUCAGACCUACAGCCCAGCAGUAGCAAAAGCCUGCCCGGGCGAGCUGGGAGCCGUGGGCGGGGCCUGCCUGGAGGACGAGGCCAGCGCCCUGCGAUUGGAUGAAGACGGCGAGCACCCGCCCAUGGUCCUUCGGACGGACUGAGCUUGGCCUGUGAACCCCUGAGCAGAGAGCAUUGGCUUGCCGGAGGACCUUGUGUUAUGCUGCUGUGAACUUUGACCUGAAUUGGGGGAGAGGAUGGCAGAGACUUUAAAAAAAAAAAAAAAAAAAAAAGAUUAUAGCUGUAGUCAGAUUCUAUACUGUUGAGAAAUACAUUGUUUUCACUUCAGUGGCUUUUAAUUCUGCUUAUGCAUUUUAGCUUUCUGUUUUCUGUUUUUGCCAAAAUUAACUGUUUGGUGAAGUCCUUGAAACCUCCUUGCUUUGCAUGCGUCCUGUGCCAAGCCAGCCCUGGAGAGCGAGAAGCUGCUUUAUCACAAACUGACAUCACUUGGUUUUUUAAUGUCUGUACAUAGCAAUGAAUGUGCCCAUGUGGUGUCGGGUGGGGCGGGUCCCCCUCUGCUGGGCCGGGGUCUCCUGGUGCAGGGCUUGUCAUGUGCCGGGGCCCUGGGAGGAGAGGCCUCUCCCCAUAGACUCCCGCUGGACCCCUUCUCCCCUUUUUGUUUUGUUAAUUAAAUUUCUUCCAGAUUGGAUUCAGAAUUCUGGGGUUUCUUCCAGAAUGGACUUUAUUUCUGAUCUUGUUUUCCACGUGGAAGAGAGAGUGGUUACUUUUGACAUUUAAAACCUUUCCUCCUGAGAGCAAAUGAACUUGAAAAAAUACCUGGGAGGAAGGAAAAUGAUCUAGUUUGCUAAUUAAAUCAUCCGUCCCUUUACUUUCA
This is a messenger RNA of Choloepus didactylus (southern two-toed sloth), 2190 nucleotides long. It is a transcript of the gene WIPI2, whose product is annotated as WD repeat domain, phosphoinositide interacting 2. The record is from RefSeq and is a predicted model, not a curated record. NCBI's taxonomy places the organism in Eukaryota, Metazoa, Chordata, Mammalia, Pilosa, Megalonychidae. Gene Ontology annotation, biological process: protein localization to phagophore assembly site; protein lipidation; nucleophagy. The transcript has 12 exons. Bases 182 to 1459 code for a protein of 425 amino acids. Gene Ontology annotation, cellular component: phagophore assembly site membrane; cytosol; extrinsic component of membrane. Gene Ontology annotation, molecular function: phosphatidylinositol-3-phosphate binding; phosphatidylinositol-3,5-bisphosphate binding; protein binding.